Molecule: messenger RNA, 1288 nt
Organism: Austrofundulus limnaeus
Lineage: Eukaryota; Metazoa; Chordata; Actinopteri; Cyprinodontiformes; Rivulidae
Gene: tspan17
Product: tetraspanin 17
Cellular component (GO): plasma membrane
Source: RefSeq, a predicted model, not a curated record
CAUCUGUGAGACACAAGAGGCCGCUCUUGAGGUGAAAAGGGCGAAAGGCAGCGCUGUGGGUUUGACAGCAGCAAAGGGCUCUGCUUUACAAAAAAAGAAAAAAAGAAAAACAAAGAUGAAGGCUCUUAGCAGCGAUGCAGUGUAACAGAUAAUAACCGGGACAAUGCGCUGAAACACCGCCAGCUUUAACUCACCGAGCUGCUGCUGACUGUGACAUAAACCCAGGUUACAUGUCGACCGGUGGACGUGUUUGCCUUGUAGUUUGCUGUCAGCCGUUUUGUUGUUGUUAGCCGCUAAUGCUAGCUGCAGAAGUUAGGUGCUAGCAGCAGCAGCAGCAGCAGCUGAAUGGUGAGGGCGAAGGAAACAAAACUAGUUAGUUAUGUGGGACUUUAUCACGUCCGUGACACCCGGUGAGUAAACCAGGUGCUGUUUUAUCUGAUGGAGACAGCUAACUUUGACGAGAUUAGUUUAAAAACUGUAGCUUUAGCUAAGCCUCCGAAGUAGUGAGUGUCCAGAGUCAACUAACUCAAUGUCUGGAAGAAUGAGCAGAAAACACCACCAUAUAAAGGGAGCCGAGGUUAGCUGCUGUGCGAAAUACUUCUURUUUGGAUUCAACAUUAUAUUUUGGUUGCUAGGAGCAGCAUUCUUGAGUAUAGGCCUGUGGGCAUGGGCGGAGAAGGGCGUGCUGUCAAACCUGUCAUCAAUCACAGACCUCGGAGGCUUCGACCCUGUGUGGCUCUUCAUUGUCGUGGGCGGAGUCAUGUUCAUCCUGGGCUUCGCCGGCUGCAUCGGAGCGCUCCGAGAGAACACCUUCCUGCUUAAAUUUUUCUCCGUGUUCCUGGGUUUGAUCUUCUUCUUGGAGCUGACUGCGGGGAUCCUCGCCUUCGUCUUCAAGGACUGGAUCAAAGACCAGCUAAACCUUUUCAUCAACAAUAAUAUCAAGGCGUAUCGCGACGACAUCGACUUGCAAAACCUUAUUGACUUUGCCCAGGAAUACUGGUUGUGCUGUGGAGCUCACGGGCCCGACGACUGGAACCAGAACAUCUACUUCAACUGCACUGGCAGGAAUCCCAGCAGAGAGAGCUGUGGAGUCCCCUUCUCCUGCUGUGUCAAAGAUCCUGCAGAGGACGUCAUCAACACGCAGUGUGGUUAUGAUGUUCGGCAUCACGGGGAUCUGGACCGACAGAAAUACAUCUACACCAAAGGCUGCGUGGGACAGUUUGAGAAGUGGCUUCAAGACAACCUGAUUAUUGUAGCUGGAGUUUUUGUUGGUAUUGCACUUUUACAG